ACUGGCUGCAACAAGCAGCCCAGGGAGAUAAAUAGGCUCACUAUUUUCUGUACUCUGUCACAAUGGGACUACUAUCGUCUCAAAGUCUUUCUUUUCCUGAUCAUACUCCGUGCAUUUGUCGGUCAUCAAGCCUCGUUUCGCUAUGUUCAGCAACGCAAUGGAACCGAUCAAUAUGUCCGCUGAGGUCGACAAUAAUCUUGACAUCAUUGAUGAAUUUAUGAGCAUGUACAACCUGGAAAGAACGGAGUACUCGAAGGCAGCGAAGAGGGCCAAAAAGCUCUGCGAAGACGCUCUCCGCCGGGAAUCUGUGGAAUGCCUCGUUACCUGCAGAGCGAAAGAGCCAGACAGCCUCAGGACAAAGCUGGUGACAAGGCAGAAAGCCCGUCUGGCAAAGGCAAAUGGAACCGCGAACGAAAAUAACGGCUACCGAAGCAUUGAAGAUAUCAAAAGCGACAUCCCAGACCUGGCUGGAGUUCGUAUUGCACUUUACAUCCCUCGAAAGAAAGAACAAGUGAAGAAGAUCCUACAGAGAGAAUUUGCAGUGCAAUGGAAUCUGUCCCUUGGAGACAACGACAACCAAACAUGCGAUGCUCGCUCAUUUCCAGGGUAUUGUGCAGACCAUUAUCGUGUGUUUUUCCGGGAAGAUAUGGACGAGAAUGAUGGCUCAGGCAAGAAAAUGAUCGAGAUACAAGUGGUAUCGGUCCUGCGACAUGCUUGGGCUGAGGUUCAGCAUGACUUGGUGUAUAAACAGCUUGUCUCCACUACGAGAGAAGAAAUUCGGAUGUUAGAUGCGCUGAGCAGUAUGAUCUACUCGGGCGAUUGCGUUCUGGACCACCUAUUUGACAGCCAGUCUGCCCGCAAUCAAUCUGAUGGCACACCGUUUAAAUCAUGGAUUGAAAGAUUUGCCGGGCGCAGGGAUGAAACCCUCGGAGACGUUGAGUCGCUGUGGAAGUUACUUAUGAUAAUCGGACUGGAUAGCCCCAAGCAGCUCUGGGAUGUAUUGAGUCACUUGGAUAUCUCGGUCUCACAGACAAGUGACUAUACUAUACUGUCCCAUGAGUACGACCCUCUUCAACUGAGUAUCACUAACUACGUUAUGCAUCGCAUAAUCCGGUCUUCAGUUGGUCAGUGCAGGGUCGAAAGGGUUAAACACACCAGGCGGACCACAGACAACGAGAAUAAGUAUAAGCUUUGUGUGGUGGCUAAUGCUUUCAUACGACUCGACCACUUUUUCUCACGUCAGGCUGAAUGGUUUCAUGUUUUCUACGAAGAUACCUCGGACAAACAUAAGGUAGAAAUUAAAUGGUUGUCUUCAGGCAAACCGCAGCAAUUUUACAACGGAAGACUAUCACUCAAUGUAGCCGACCAGGAAGUACUAGAUGGCCUGUGGCUAUCCCUUGAGGGUCACGAUAAGGAACCGAUCAAAUUUGCUUUCAACCUUUCUCUGCUAGAGGUGACAGAAAAUUCACAUAUAGAUUGGACUUUGUUGGACAGAUCUCUAUCUUUUCCGACACGCGCAAUAUUCUUUGCACAACGAAGGUUAGAGUUAUCUCAUUGUCCAUUAUAA
Aspergillus alliaceus is the source of this 1567-nucleotide messenger RNA. RefSeq lists its product as uncharacterized. Bases 143 to 1567 code for a protein of 474 amino acids. Gene Ontology annotation, biological process: guanosine tetraphosphate metabolic process. The record is from RefSeq and is a predicted model, not a curated record. The transcript has 3 exons. NCBI's taxonomy places the organism in Eukaryota, Fungi, Ascomycota, Eurotiomycetes, Eurotiales, Aspergillaceae.